CAACCAGAUUGAGCCAUGGCGCUAGCUCGAGAGCUAAUGGGCUCGUCUCUAAUGGAGAAAUCGCCGUUUCUCGCUUCAGCUUCUUCAACGAGGCUGCUUCUGAGCCAGAAACGGAGCCGGUCCUUUCUGCCCUUGGAGGGGAGGAAGGUACAAGUGGCGAUACGGAAGAGUACAACAACCCCUGUUGCGGCGAUCAGCGAGGAUCUGGAUUUGGUGAAAGUGGUGCCGGAAAAGGCCGUGAAGUUCAAAGUCAGGGCGGUUUUGACUGUUAGGAACAAGAAUAAGGAGGAUUUUAAGGAGACUUUGGUCAAACAUUUGGAUGCUUUCACUGACAGGAUUGGGAGAAAUGUUGUUUUGGAGCUCAUCAGCACUGAUUUUGAUCCAAAAACAAAAUCUCCAAAGAAGAGCAGAGAAGCUGUGUUGAAGGACUGGUCAAAGAAGUCAAACCUCAAAACUGAGAAAGUGAAUUACACAGCAGAGUUUGAGGUGGAUUCAAAUUUUGGGAUUCCUGGUGCAAUUACAGUUGCCAAUAAGCACCAAAAGGAGUUCUUUUUGGAGAGUAUUAUGGUUGAAGGAUUUGCAUGUGGCCCUGUUAAUUUCCCCUGCAAUUCUUGGGUUCAGCCCAAGAAAGAUCGUUCUGGGAAAAGAAUUUUCUUCACUAAUAAGCCAUAUUUGCCACAUGAAACACCAGAGGGAUUAAAGGCUCUAAGAGAGAAGGAGCUGAGAGAAUUGAGAGGUGAUGGACAAGGUGAAAGAAAACUGUCUGAUAGAGUGUAUGACUUUGAUGUGUACAAUGAUCUCGGCAAUCCCGACAAGGGGAUUGAUUUCGCUCGACCGAUUCUUGGCGGAGAGAAGAUCCCGUAUCCUAGGCGUUGCCGAACAGGGCGCCCUCCCACGGAUACUGAUAUGAACUCUGAGAGCAGAGUAGAGAAGCCACUGCCUACGUAUGUGCCUAGAGACGAGCAAUUUGAGGAGUCGAAGAUGCAUGCCUUUACAACCGGGAGGCUGAAGGCUGUCCUUCAUAACCUCAUACCAUCAUUGAUGGCUAGCAUCUCCGCGAAUAACAAGGAUUUUAAGGGGUUCUCGGACAUCGACAGCUUGUACAGCGAAGGCCUUCUCCUCAAACUCGGUCUACACGAUGAGAUCAUGAACAAGAUCCCACUGCCUAAAGCUGUUAGCACGAUUCAAGAAGGUGGUCUGCUCAAAUAUAACCUUCCAAAGAUUGUAUCAAAGGACAAAUAUGCAUGGUUGAGAGAUGACGAGUUUGCCCGUCAAGCCAUAGCCGGGGUGAACCCUGUUACCAUCGAGAGGCUUCAGUCCUAUCCCCCAGUGAGUAAGCUCGACCCGGAAAUCUAUGGACCUCAAGAAUCAGCUCUCAAAGAAGAACACAUUGCUGGACAGUUGAAUGGCAUGACCAUACAAGAGGCUUUGGAUGCUAGCAAGCUCUUUAUCAUUGAUUACCACGACAUAUACUUGCCAUUCAUCGACAAAAUCAAUGCCCUUGAUGGCCGCAAAACAUAUGCAACGCGGACUGUUUUCUUCUUGACAGAUGCUGGAACCCUCAAGCCCAUAGCUAUAGAGCUCAGCCUCGAACCAAGCUCCCUGAGGCCAAAGCGUGUUGUCACGCCGCCAGUGGACGCCACCAGUUAUUGGAUGUGGCAGCUGGCGAAAUCCCAUGUUUGCUCUAAUGAUGCCGGGGUUCAUCAGCUUGUCAACCAUUGGCUACGAACGCACGCAGCGUUGGAGCCAUUCAUCUUGGCAGCUCAUAGGCAGAUGAGCGCAAUGCACCCGAUUUUCAAGCUCUUGGAUCCUCACAUGAGGUAUACGUUGGAGAUCAACGGGCUGGCUCGUCAGAGCUUGCUCAGCAUGGACGGUGUGAUCGAGUCUUGCUUCACCCCCGGCCGUUACUGUAUGGAAAUUAGUGCGGCUGCCUACUCGAGCGUCUGGCGCUUCGAUCAAGAAAGCCUCCCUGCAGAUCUCAUCAGAAGAGGAAUGGCCGUGCCGGACCCCACGCAGCCGCACGGGCUUAAACUGGUCAUCGAAGACUAUCCAUAUGCGUCGGAUGGGCUGAUGAUAUGGGCCGCUAUCGAGAAUUGGGUCCGAAAUUACGUGAAUCAUUAUUACCCGGACUCAGCCCAAGUCUGCAACGACAAGGAGCUGCAGGCUUGGUACGCCGAGUCCAUCAAUGUGGGCCAUGCCGAUCUGCGUCACGAGGACUGGUGGCCCACAUUAGCCAAUCCCGAGGACUUGAUUUCGAUUCUCACGACCUUAAUAUGGCUCGCGUCAGCCCAACAUGCGGCCCUAAACUUCGGCCAAUACCCUUACGGCGGGUACGUCCCGAACCGGCCGCCGCUCAUGCGUCGGCUCAUCCCCGAGGAGAACGACCCGGAGUACGCGGUUUUCCUCUCGGACCCGCAAAAGUACUUCUUUUGCGCGCUCCCUAGCUUGCUACAAGCUACAAAGUUCAUGGCGGUGGUCGACACUCUGUCGACUCACUCGCCCGAUGAGGAGUACCUCGGCGAGAGGCAGCACCAGUCCAUCUGGUCAUGUGAUGCCGAGGUUAUCGAGGCCUUCUAUGAGUUCUCGGCCGAGAUAGGGCGGAUUGAGAAGGAAAUCAAGAAGCGGAAUUCGAACCCCGGUCUCCGGAACCGGUGCGGCGCCGGAGUCUUGCCGUAUGAGCUACUUGUGCCAAGUUCGGAACCGGGUGUGACAUGUAGAGGUGUACCUAAUAGUGUGUCCAUUUAAGUUGACAAUAAUACUUAAAUUAGGUUUAUAUGUAUGUAUGUAUGUAUGUAUGCCUAAUAUAAUGUUGUAAUGAUCAUUAGUUCAAAUUAGGUUUAAAUGUGUAAUUUAUCAAAA
This is a messenger RNA of Salvia hispanica, 2859 nucleotides long. Its product is annotated as linoleate 13S-lipoxygenase 3-1, chloroplastic-like. The record is from RefSeq and is a predicted model, not a curated record. NCBI's taxonomy places the organism in Eukaryota, Viridiplantae, Streptophyta, Magnoliopsida, Lamiales, Lamiaceae. Gene Ontology annotation, biological process: lipid oxidation. Gene Ontology annotation, molecular function: protein binding; metal ion binding; oxidoreductase activity, acting on single donors with incorporation of molecular oxygen, incorporation of two atoms of oxygen.